This is a messenger RNA of Acanthochromis polyacanthus (spiny chromis), 1264 nucleotides long. Its product is annotated as glyceraldehyde-3-phosphate dehydrogenase-like. NCBI's taxonomy places the organism in Eukaryota, Metazoa, Chordata, Actinopteri, Pomacentridae. Gene Ontology annotation, biological process: glucose metabolic process. The record is from RefSeq and is a predicted model, not a curated record. Gene Ontology annotation, molecular function: NAD binding; oxidoreductase activity, acting on the aldehyde or oxo group of donors, NAD or NADP as acceptor; NADP binding.
GACAAAAUGGUGAAGAUUGGAAUCAACGGAUUCGGACGUAUCGGCCGUCUGGUGACCCGUGCCGGCCACCGUGGCAAGGUCGAGGUGGUGGCCAUCAACGACCCCUUCAUCGACCUGGACUACAUGGUCUACAUGUUCAAGUAUGACUCCACUCACGGUGUGUGGAAACACGGAGAGGUGAAGGCAGAGGGCGGCAAGCUGAUCAUCGGCAACAUGUCAAUCAUGGUCUCCACGAGUACGGACCCUGCCAACAUCAAAUGGAGCGAUGCUGCCGUCGACUACGUUGUUGAGUCUACCGGUGUGUUCACCACCAUCGAGAAGGCCUCUGCUCACCUGAAGGGCGGCGCCAAGAGGGUGGUGAUCUCUGCUCCCAGCGCUGACGCUCCCAUGUUCGUGAUGGGCGUCAACCACGAGAAGUACGACAACUCCAUGAAGGUUGUCAGCAACGCUUCCUGCCACGACAACUGCCUGGCUCCCCUCGCCAAGGUCAUCAACGACAACUUCGGCAUCGUUGAGGGUCUCAUGAGCACAGUCCACGCUGUCACUGCCACACAGAAGACAGUUGACGGUCCCUCCGGCAAGCUGUGGAGAGACGGACGUGGUGCUGCCCAGAACAUCAUCCCCGCCUCCACCGGAGCUGCCAAGGCUGUUGGCAAGGUCGUCCCCGAGCUCAACGGCAAGCUGACCGGUAUGGCUUUCCGCCCCACCCCCAACGUGUCCGUCGUUGACCUGACUGUCCGCCUGGAGAAGCCUGCCAAGUAUGACGACAUCAAGAAGGUCGUCAAGGCCGCCGGAGGCCCCAUGAAGGGAUUCCUUGGAUACACAGAGGACCAGGUUGUGUCCACAGACUUCAACAGCGACCCUCGCUCCUCAAUCUUUGAUGCCGGUGCUGGCAUCGCCCUCAACGACCACUUUGUCAAGCUGGUUUCAUGGUACGACAACGAGUUCGGCUACAGCAACCGUGUCUGCGAUCUGGUCCAGCACAUGUUCACCAAGGAGUAAAGUCCUGUCUAGUCGAGACUUGUCGUUCCUUCCCAUGAUUCCCUGUUCCUUCACCUGUAACUGGAUGCAGCGCCAUCCGUCCCGGGAGCAAAUCUUCUGACCUUUUUAUAUGAUGCAGUCACCUCUGUCCUGCUCAGCGGUGAGGAUUGUUCAGAAGACGUUCCACCACUGAGCCGGAUUCUGCUGAAUGGUCGUGUUGCACCAAACAUGCACGGUGGCUCCUUUGCACUUACCAAGAAAAUAAAUUCCUCAGUUUGUGAAA